AUUAACGAAGAGAGUCCAGAAAGCGAAGCGAUACCAGAAAUACAAGAAAUUAUAAUAACAGAAUUGGAUUCAGAUAGCGUGGAAGAUAAUGUUUUAUCGGAACUUGAAAUCGAUGCUAAAGUUGAAUUGGCUGAAGAAGAAGAAUCUGCCGCAAGCUGCGUAAACGAAGACGAUAAACGGUACGCUGUGAAAGAAAAGAAAGAUAUUAUAGAAAUAAAAGAAUGUUUAGAACCAAUUUUGGAACAAGAUAGUUCGGAUGGCGAACAAUUAGAUAAUUUGGUAGAAGUUGCUGAAGGCGCAUUGGAUACUGUAGAAAAAAUCAUUGCGUCGCCGCGUGACUUUCCCAUAUCGCUAAUAAGUGAUGCAGUCUCUGAAAAUGAAGGAACUAAAGAAAAAACAAAUAAUACAGCUGAAAAGAUUGACGAAAUCAUAACAAUACCGGAUGCACCAAUAAACGAAAAUCUCAACAAAACUUUUGACAUAUUAAAAGAUCCGGAAUACGAAGAUAUUUCCGAGGAAAGUCUCGAGGUGUCUGAAAUUUUAGACAAAAAUGACUUUCCGAAAGCAGGCAUCGUGAAGAAAUCUUCCAACUUGCCGGAUAAGUAUCAAGCUACGCAGAAAUCGGAAGAAGUAUUGAGAAUACUGGACGAAAUUUCGCAAAGA
This is a messenger RNA of Formica exsecta, 663 nucleotides long. RefSeq lists its product as uncharacterized. The annotation marks the transcript as partial. The record is from RefSeq and is a predicted model, not a curated record. The transcript has a single exon. Lineage: Eukaryota; Metazoa; Arthropoda; Insecta; Hymenoptera; Formicidae.